UGGACUGCCCUCGGAGCUCGGAGCUGCAGUGAUCGCUGGAAGUGGGAGGUGCGUGAGGCUGCUGGUGCUGCGUGGUCCGGCCGCUGGAGCCCGGGAGCCGUCGGGGCAGAGCGCUGCUCCUGUGCAGCCGCCGUGAUGUCAGCCCGCUGCUGCGCAGGCCAGAUCAAAGGCAGCCAUCUCCCAAGAGCCAAUAUCUGGCCAAAAGGAUCAGCCCCUAAGCAGAGCGGCGCAUACUCUGUCAUCCCCCCCCCCAUAUCACGAAGAAGAGAAAACUACUUCUGCUGCUUAGAGAAGAUAUGUUCAGUUCUCUCUUUAAGCUGGCAUGCUGCUGUGGCUAUGCUGGGUGUGCCUUAUGCUGCAAAUGCUGUCCCCGGAUCCGGCAGUCCAGGAGCACCCGCUUUAUGUACGCGCUCUACUUCAUCCUCAUCUCUCUCAUCUGCUGCAUCAUGAUGUCCAGAACGGUAGCCAUAGAGAUGAAGAAACAUAUUCCUUUUUAUGAAGACAUCUGUAAAGGCAUUAAAGCAGGGGACACUUGUGAGAAGCUAGUGGGCUAUUCUGCGGUUUACAGAGUGUGUUUCGGAAUGGCCUGUUUCUUCUUCAUCUUCUGCUUAUUUACAAUCAAGAUAAACAACAGUAAGAGUUGCCGAGCCUACAUUCACAAUGGAUUCUGGUUCAUUAAGCUUUUAUUGUUGGUGGCCAUGUGCUCAGGAGCAUUCUUCAUCCCAGACCAAGACACGUUUCUGAAAGCAUGGCGCUAUGUGGGGGCCAUUGGAGCAUUUGUAUUUAUAGGAAUCCAGCUCAUUCUACUUGUGGAGUUUGCACAUAAAUGGAAUAAAAACUGGACUGCGGGCACAGUUCAUAAUAAAAUGUGGUACGCCUUCCUCGCCCUGGUGACCCUUCUCAUGUACACGAUUGCCGUGGGGGCUCUGAUAUUGAUGGCUUGGUUUUACACGCGUGAGGAAGGCUGCUUGCAGAACAAGAUCUUCGUUGGUGUCAAUGGAGGCCUCUGCCUGCUUAUUUCACUGGUAGCCAUCUCACCCUGUGUACAAAAUCGUAAGCAUGGGCAGCCUCACUCCGGGUUACUGCAGUCCGGCCUCAUUAGCUGUUAUGUCACAUAUCUCACCUUCUCAGCUCUCUCCAGCAAACCUGUGGAGACAAUUUUGGAUAAAAACCAGAAGAACAUAACAAUUUGCUCACCGAACUUUGGCCAGGAACUCUAUAGAGAUGAAAAUCUGGUCACGGGCCUGGGUACCACGCUCCUGUUUGCUUGCAUCUUAUAUUCUUGUCUGACAUCAACAACCCGGUCGAGUUCAGAAGCUCUUAGGGGAAGAUACGCAGCUCCUGAACAAGAGGUAGCUCGAUGCUGUUUCUGCUUAGCUCCUGAUGGAGAAGAUGUUGACGAGCCUGAUGAUCGGAGGGGAGGACAGCAAGUCAUCUACGAUGAAAAGAAAGGCACUGUGUACAGCUAUACCUACUUUCAUUUUGUCUUUUUCUUGGCCUCCCUUUAUGUGAUGAUGACAGUCACCAACUGGUUCAACUAUGAAGGUGCUCACAUUGAAAAAUUCUUCAGCGGAAGCACAUCUUUCUUCUGGGUCAAGAUGGCAUCAUGUUGGAUGUGUGUCCUGAUCUAUCUGUGGACCCUCAUAGCUCCUCUCUGCUGCCCUACCAGAGAAUUUUCUGUAUGAGACAUCUGAGAGCCCUUCUUUUAUCAAAACUGUCAUUCAAUUUGAUCAGUCUGCCGACUAAAAGACUGUAUUUUUUAGUGUUUUUUUUUUAAGUAAUGAUUAAUGUGAGUAAUGGUUGGACCAGUCCUAAAAAUCACCUGUGAAGUUGCCAGCACCAGGCUGGCCCAAAAGGGGUCAGAAAAAACAAGUAUGUGAUAAGAAUGUUUGGGUUAUAUUGAGUUUUUCCCCUGUGAAAUGAUGAAAGAAACUACCAUUCACUAUGGAAAGCAUAGUUUUAUUUUAAACAAGAAAGAAUUGUUUGGGUCCACACUGAUCAUACGUAAUACGUAUUAUACAUAUACUUUCAACUUUCAUGACCUUUUAUAAUAAGAUGGUGCCAUUAAGUUCAAAUUCAACAAAUAUUUCAAGUGCCUACAAUGUGCAGAGCGCUAUACUAGGUGCUGGGGUGGGGGUUGUUGUAAAGAUAAGUAAGACGUGGUCCCUGCCUUCAUGAAGCUGAUAGUCUAGGUCUCACUUGACACAUACACAGGUAACUAAUUCUAAUACAGCUUUCAGAAAGCAGGAUUCUAAAGGGGUUAGUGGGUUGUUUGGUUUUUUUUUUUUAACGUUUGUUUUCAGUUUUUUUCUUUAGAAAUCUGGCUGGUAAAUCUGGGAGUUGUUAUUAUUUCAGCAGAUUUUUUUUCCCAACUAGAAAUCAAGGGUUCAGCAUAUUUUUGUAGAGGAAAGAACAAGUUUCUGUAGUCUGAAAUCUAUAUACAAAAACAUAUCAAGCAGCCUGAAGGUCAGUCUUUGGCCUUAUCUGGAAAGGGGAGUUCUGGAGCUGACCAACUCUGCAUUUGAAACACUAAGGUGGUUUGUGUCCUUUGUUUCUGGGAUGAAGUAUGAAGCAUGGAGUUCUGGCCAUAUUCUUCAUUGUUCCUAACUUCCUAAUAUUUAGGGAUUAAGGAGGGAGUGCUUACUUUUAAGGCAGUUGAAAUCUCGUGAUUUUAGUCCUUUAAACAAAUCCCAGAGAUUUUGUUUUAAAUUAAAAAAAAUUUUUUUUUAAAAUUUUGUUUCCCUGUGGGCCUUAAAUGUCUUUCUCUGAAUUUGUGAUGCUGGAAAUCACAGGUAUCAUGUACUGUCCUCUAUCUCGUUGGGCCCCCCCAACCCCUUCUCUGUCACUUGUUUGUUAUAAUGUUACAAUGUGAAUAAGCACAAUUUAUUGACAGCACGAUCUCACCUUAUUGUUUUUACUUGAUCAAGGUAUUGCAAUAAUUACAAGUUACUUGUAUUGUUGCAUACAUGAUUUCAAGAUAACUACAAAGUUGUCUUUUUCCAUACCUAAACUAUGGAUAGAUGCUUAGAUAGGGUUUUUAAUUGUAAGUAAUUUUAAUAACAAUAUUCUUAAAAGGGCUUAGAUCCCCAAAUUGCUUUUUUGGCCGAAACCUGCUGGGCAUAUGACUCUCUUCUUUCCUUUGUCCUCCCCGACAAAUUUGUUGUUUCUGUGCGUAAAAGGGCUUUGAUUUUCUAGCUUUGGUUAUGUUCCCUAUACUAUUAGCACCUUUGUUAUUUCUCUGGGAUAUCCUGUCCCAAGAGAACCUUGGGGCCAGAGUCAAAUAGGUCUGUUGUGAAUGUGACCCCUUAGACUCAAGAGAAGGGGAUGCCUGUGUUUUAUGGGAAGGGAUAGUAUUUGUCCCGUUUACGUAAAGCAUCCUUAGGUUUUUCACCAGAUCAGUACUUUAAAGUACUUCCUGUGAGAAAUUGGAUUUCUGGCCAUUGUACAAGGAAGACUCUUAUUAAAAUCAGCCCAAAUAUAGAGACAUGAUCUGCUCAGUAACCCUGGGUGCUUCAUGAUGCAGAUGUGAUGGGGGAAAUCUACACUUGGUAUUUCUGGAGUUUGCUAAGCCAUUCUUGGCCUAGAAUAAGAGCUGGGUUGGGGGCGGGGGUAUGGAGUAAGAGAAGAGUGAUGUUCAGAACAGGUUGGGGGCUCAGCCUCAGAGCUCUCUUUCCUCUCCUGUGGGUUGGGAGGACAUUCUGUAAACCAAGAGAUUUGUUAAUGAUGCUCUCAACCUUCCAGAUGAGAACAGUUUUUCAUGUAAAAGACCUAGUAGACUGAAGUAGCUUUACAACAACGUGCCACAGGCCAGAGUUAGAAACCAGAUCAUGAAUCUAAUGGGAGCAAAUACAUUCCAUUUCUUCUCUCUUGGCAAUCUCCUCCAUCCGUAUUAUUCUCCUCUUCCUCCUCUCCCUUAACCCCAUUCGCCAGUCUAUGAUAAUGGACUCAUACUUCUAGAACUAUAUGUGUAUCACACACAUACGUAUACAUAUGUGUGUAUGUAUAUAUAUGUGCAACACAUAUGACAUAUAUGUGAUAACACAAUUAUGCAUGUAUUUAUAUUGGCCAUAGUAUUCAGUUUUUAGGUGUCACAUUGAGUUUUUUCCCCUGUGAAAUCAUGAAAGAAACAAUUACCAGUCACCAUGGAAAGUUUUUUUUUAAUCUUAGAAGACAGAAUUGUUUGAAUCCGCCCUGAUUGUAAAUGAUAACAUAUUGUUCAUAUGCUUGUAGAUUCCAUCAAAUUUUAUAAUUAGGAAGUAUCACAGGAGCAGAGAAAAAAGGAAAAAAAGAUUAACACUGAAUGAUCACCGUGCUUCAUGGAUCCAUUUGGUGUCAUGACUUGAAGUAAAUAGACAUAUGCUGCUUCUGGAAGCCUCUGCUUGCACGCAGCUUUGAAGCUUUCCCAAGUAUGCAUAAUCAUGGUUAUCAUUUGCAUUUAGAGGCACAGUACUAUCUGAGAGUGAGGGAGCUCCUCAGAUUGGAGCUUGGGUUGGAUACGGCUUAGGAGCAGCCUUCAGUAGAAAUUAGGAGGAAAGACUUGAACCUUUUUUGGAGAAGACAUGAGUAAGUUUUUGUCACUGUUGGUGUGGUAGUAGUGGUUUUCCUCUCUGAGGAGAGGGUAUAAUAUUCCUUAGUUUGUCCUCACAUUCUUCCCUGGCCUGGGCAGCAGAGGCCCUCUGCUGUAAAACUAAGACAUAACCCAAAUUCAACAGGUGUCUCGAAACCUUUGAAUUACUGAGUCUUGCUGACACGAGGCAGUGGCCUUUUGCCUCCUAGAGCAUCCCCUGGCAAAAGUUCAGGGUACCCUUGGCCAAGGACCAUUUCAAAGUGACCGUGACCUCAGUUUGGAGACUCCAUUAUCCACCAGUCCCAUUAUAUUCUUGAGUGUAUCUGAAGAUUUGCUGUGUGGCACAUAAUUGUCUUUUAAAACCUGAGGUACUCAAGUGGGCAGAUUCACAUACUGCUGCUAUGGCCAUUGUUUAAUUUUCCCACCUUUUAAAAUUUUAAAUGUAUGUGUUGGUGAUAUAAAAUGGGGUUGAUGUGCCCAAAGUACUGGUGGUCUAGGGGACAUCUGUAAAAAUAUGCCUUAUUUAUUAUAGUAAUAAGCAGUGCUCAGGUGAUGGGUCAAUAUGUAUACAUACCUGUCUUUUUGUGCUAUCGGAUGUUGUGAUUCUGGUGAUAGAGAAACUGGAACAAAAAGUCUGUGCCAACUUCAGUUACCUGGGCUACUUUCAGUGGUUUUAACUUGAUCAUCUCACUGGCCUUUAUCAAAAAGAUGAAGCCUCUUGUGAAUAAUUAAAGAAAUGGCUCUUGGAUGUCUGCUCCACAAGACACCCUCCCUCACUCAUAGAAGCUAGAGAAGGCUGUAAACGCCCUGCGUACUUUCUCUGUACCAUUCAUUCAUGUGAUGUUAGACAUAGUGGAAGAAUGAACCCUUAUAUUCUUUUCUGCCUGUUUUUGUUAAUGAUGAAAACACUAAGAUGGAGGUCUCUGGGGAUUAUUGUAUAUAGCAUUAUAUGAGAAUACUACACCUGAUGACCAUACAUCCUUCUAGAAGCCAACCUAUUUACCAUUAUAAGCUAGUAAGGGGUCUUGCCCAAGAGAUCCUUAAUCUGUGCCACAUCUAGUACUUCCUGACACAAGUUCUUGGUGUCAGUUUUCAGAAAUACUUUUCCUUUUUUUUUUUUUUUUUGGUUUCCUUCUUUUUGGUAGGAAGAGCUUGAGGGAACUACUUUGCAGAAAAAUUUGGAGCCAUCUUUCUUGGAGAGGUUAGGGAAGAGGAUAUGAAAUAUAUAAUACACAUAUAAAAUAUGGAUAAGGGGGGAUUCUGAGGAUGUUAGAAUUUCUGUGCCUAUGAAUGGGAGGUUUGCUGGCUGGGUGGCUUCCAUAUUUUAUUCUUCCUAGUCCCUUAGCAGGAUUUGCGCAGUGAGCAGUCCGGAACAUUGGGGUAGAAUCUCUCAAACAAAGGCUAUGCUUUACCGUAAGGCAGUAUAUAUUCACAUUUUUUUUUCCUCCCACGCAUUUACUACACUGGUGCUUCAUGUUGCCCUAGCAAAGGGAAUCCCAGGGAUUGUAUUUAAACUGCUGUGGCUCCUCAUCCCCACCCCCACCCCCACCCCCUUUCCUCCUCUCUAAAUAUUGUCAUUUUGAUGUACACUUGAAUGCACAUCUUUUUUUUAAGUGAAAGAAUGUUCUCUUGUGAAAGGAAGGCGAUGCCAGUGUCAGUAACAUCAAGCCCAGAAGAAUGCUGGGUGGUGGGACCUUAGUCCGGGAGGACCAGUGACAACACCCAGGUUUGACCAUUAGCUUGUAGGCCUUCUUGUAGCAUUGUUUGAGUGUGCUUUCUCCCCCAUUGUCAUGUAAUCAUUAAGCUCUCAGUGGCUUUAAACUUAGUGCUAUGUUCUGGGUGCAAUUGGGAUCUCCUCUGGGCUCUCUGUGACAUGAGACCCAAGGAGAGCUGUUCACAUAAACUAUGGGAAAUUUAAUUGUCCAGUCUGAAGUCUUUCCCUUCAGAUCUCCCAAACUCCUCACCAAAUAGGCAUUUAAUCAGACCCAUAGAGGCAGUUGUUUUGGAAGAGAGGAAUAGCAUUUUAUUUUUAACCAAAGAGUCCCCCUUUUAAGAAUUUUUUUAAAAAUCAGUCAUUUUGAUAACUUAAUGGAAGAAACAAAGUGGGAAGUUGGAUCUUAUUUAUAUGAGCAAGGUUUAAUGAAAGUAAAUCAAUAAGGUGAUCCUUUCUGGAGAAGGAACCUUGGAAGAUCUUUCAGGUGAAGCUUGUGGCAGAUUUAUAAUAUAUGUCUUUAGAGGAUAUUUAUAAGAAAUUUAAGAGGAUGCUUUUUUUUUCUUCAACAAAGAUUGAAAUUUAACUUUAUUUACAAAAAUGGCUGCAAAAAGUUUUUGCAAUUUUUAAACUUUGGUGAUAAGUUUUACAAGAAAUAUUUUUAAAAUGUUUUUACUUUCCUGAAACAGAGACUUUUUUUUAAAUGUAGUUUUUGGAAUGUUUUUACUUAGCUGUAGUCAAAUAAUGUGGACAUGUUUGCUAGAUUAGAGUUUGAGGAAUAAUUUGUAUGCUAAAUGUACCACCAUUUUGAAGUUUGUAUUGGCCUCCACUUGGGUGAGGAUUUUAGCUUCUUACUGACAAUUGGGUUUGUAUGUGUUGGUUUCUUUUUUCUUUUCUUUUUUUUUAAACCAAAAAACCUCCGUUUUCUACAAAAGUGUCUAAAGCAGUCUCUUAUGUAUAAUACUUAGAAAUUGCUAAGUACAGAAUUGAAUAAAGUUUAAAAUGUAAAAAUCA
Messenger RNA from Phascolarctos cinereus (koala), 7292 nucleotides. It is a transcript of the gene SERINC5, whose product is annotated as serine incorporator 5. The record is from RefSeq and is a predicted model, not a curated record. NCBI's taxonomy places the organism in Eukaryota, Metazoa, Chordata, Mammalia, Diprotodontia, Phascolarctidae. Gene Ontology annotation, cellular component: membrane.